Penicillium soppii is the source of this 987-nucleotide messenger RNA. RefSeq lists its product as uncharacterized. The record is from RefSeq and is a predicted model, not a curated record. Bases 1 to 987 code for a protein of 328 amino acids. NCBI's taxonomy places the organism in Eukaryota, Fungi, Ascomycota, Eurotiomycetes, Eurotiales, Aspergillaceae. The transcript is spliced from 2 exons. Gene Ontology annotation, molecular function: protein dimerization activity.
AUGUCUUACUCACAAGCAUCUCAAUCCCACUACUCCUUCUGCGCUGAUUCAGAUCUAGGUCUAAAUACCGACCUUCUUUAUUCAGAUGAUAUCUCUGAGCUUAUUAGCAGCCAAACUCCAUUGACAUCUACGUCUCAAAUUUCAUCUCCGAUUGCACCCCUCUCGCUUACGCGUGUUGGCCUCCCUCUUCAGCAGUAUUGGGUCCUCUAUUCCUCUGAGCCUAGUAGCGAGAUGGAAGAAUCUCAUAAUACAGUCUUACAAGAUACCACGAGAGAGGCCCCGGAUGAUGAAUAUGGUGAUCUAGAUGCUGCUUGUGCAUCUCAAAACCAGCCCCAGGAUGAGCUCUCAAAGCCUGAAGAUGAUGAGAUCGCGAGGUAUCUUGCCCGCGGGAUUGAGAUUCAGAAGCCAAGAGCAUUCUGGAAAGACCAUGAGCUUGAGUUUCCUAUCCUUGCGAGGAUAGCACGGGAUAUUCUCUCGAUCCCAGCUAGUGGUGCAGGCGUUGAGCGAUUAUUCAAUUGCGCUCGCGAUAUCUGCCACUAUCGUCGCGGUCAAUUGAAACCAAGUACCAUCCGAGGAUUAAUGCUCCAUCAAUUCGCCACUAAUUUUGACGUUGAGCAGAAGGAGAUAGAGGUUAUUAAGGAGUAUCUCUCUAUUGGGGAAGCUGCGUUAUUAGACCAAGCUCGGAAACCAAUGCUCCAUCUUGAAACUCUUGAGCCAAUUAGUGACAACGAAGAGGAGGAUCAAGAGCCUAGCAUACAGGACACACAACAGAAGAGGAGCUGCAAUGAUGAUUCAGAUGAUGAGAGGAAUAAUGAUCAAAGUAAGCAAGUGCAGCGUAAGCGAUCAAAGAAACGAUUAUCUGAAUCUCUUGAUGAAGAUGACGAUGACCUUCCAGAAAUGCCAAUAGAUGAGAGCAUGCUGGGACGGUCAGGACGAAUUCGAAAGCAGCCUAGGUUACCUGAUGGAUUUCAGAUUGAUUUAAGGUAG